Molecule: messenger RNA, 4239 nt
Organism: Rhagoletis pomonella (apple maggot)
Lineage: Eukaryota; Metazoa; Arthropoda; Insecta; Diptera; Tephritidae
Gene: Frl
Product: formin-like protein
Exons: 8
Coding region: 7-3318 (1103 amino acids)
Biological process (GO): cell migration; regulation of cell shape; cortical actin cytoskeleton organization
Cellular component (GO): cytosol
Molecular function (GO): small GTPase binding; actin filament binding
Source: RefSeq, a predicted model, not a curated record
GCUUCAAUGGAUUUACCUCCGGACAAAGCGAAAUUACUUAAGAACUACGAUGAUGAAAAGAAAUGGGACAUAAUAUGUGAUCAGGAAAUGGUACAAGCAAAGGAUCCACCCGCUCAUUAUUUAAACAAACUGCGCACAUAUUUGGACCCAAAAGCCUCUCGAAGUCAUCGGCUAUUCUUCCUCUACUUUCUUUGUCAGAAACGUAAAAUGGUCGGGGAGUCCACGUCGACGCAGGUGCUGCGUGAUCUCGAGAUCUCGCUGCGCACCAAUCACAUUGAAUGGGUUAAGGAGUUUCUCGACGACACGAACCAGGGUCUGGACGCUCUUGUGGAUUACCUAAGUUUUCGCCUGCAGAUGAUGCGCCACGAACAGCGGGUUGAAGAAGCGCUAUCUGACUCAGAUGAGCGCCUGAAUAUGACAAGCAGCCAGACAGUGGGCGGAGGCAACGGUUCAGGCUCCGCCGAUGGGCUGGGUAGUUCAUCGGUGGGAGUAAGUUCUCCUCUCAGUGGUAGCAUUAAUUUAGAUGGUGCCCGGCACCACCCAUAUUCUCACUCGGGCCACUCUGGCGGUAGUUUAAAUGGUUUUUUACGUCCCUCGCUGGCCGAGGUACUUGACAGUCCCAGCAUUAAACGACGAUCCAGACAUAUAGCCAAAUUGAAUAUGGGUGCAUCCACUGAUGACAUACACGUGUGCAUCAUGUGCUUGCGGGCCAUAAUGAACAACAAAUACGGCUUCAAUAUGGUCAUCCAACACCGAGAAGCUAUCAAUUGCAUAGCGUUAAGUCUGAUACACAAGUCGCUGCGUACGAAAGCUUUGGUGCUAGAGCUGUUGGCUGCCAUUUGUUUGGUGAAGGGGGGUCACGAGAUAAUAUUGUCCUCGUUCGACAACUUUAAGGAUGUGUGCCAGGAGAAGCGUCGAUUUCAAACACUAAUGGAAUACUUCAUGAACUUUGAGGCCUUCAACAUUGACUUUAUGGUAGCGUGUAUGCAGUUCAUGAACAUUGUAGUUCACUCCGUUGAGGACAUGAACUAUCGCGUGCAUCUGCAAUACGAAUUCACGGCUCUCGGACUGGACAAAUAUCUGGAGAAGCUACGCAUGACUGAAUCGGAGGAGCUAAAAGUGCAGAUAUCCGCUUAUUUAGACAAUGUGUUCGACGUGGCGGGCCUAAUGGAAGAUUCUGAGACGAAGACUGCAGCUUUAGAACGAGUGCAGGAGCUGGAGGACCAAUUAGAGAGGGAGGUGGAUCGCAACUCAGAAUUCAUGUAUAAGCUCGCCGAACUCGAAACUGAGGUGGCGGUGCUGAAAGCAGAGCGUGAGGACUUAUUGACCACUAAACUGAAGUUUGACGAAGAGGUCACGACAUUGCGGCGCAUACUGAAGCAGAACGAACAGGAGCUUAAGAAGCGUGAAUCGCUGCUACAAAGCAAGAAUCUCGAGUUACAAACAUUGACGCGGUCGUUACCGCGCUCGGGUUCGAAUAGUGAAACGUCUCUACAAAAUGGCGGAACCUCUCCGGACAAGUGCGUUUCUCCUCCACUGCCUCCCCCGCCGCCUCCACUUCCAUCUGCUAUGUCGCCUGCCAGCGCGGCGCCUCCGCCACCACCUCCGCCCGCACCGCCCGCGCCACCACCACCGCCUCUUGCGCCUGGCGGUUCCUUAAGCAAUGGUGGUCCGCUUUCGCCAACAAUGUCCGCAAAUGGUGGUUCGGUAGGUUCUCGCUCACCACCAUAUGGUUCUGGUCCCAACGGAGGGCCUAUGAUGUGUGCGUUCCAACCGCCCCCUCCACCUGUGGCCGGUUUCAUGCCCGCUCCAGACGGUGCCAUGACAAUCAAGCGCAAAGUACCGACGAAAUAUAAACUGCCCACGCUUAACUGGAUAGCUUUAAAGCCAAAUCAGGUUCGUGAUACUAUUUUCAACGAAUUGGACGAUGAAAAGAUAUUCAAACACAUUGAUUUCAUUGAAUUUGAGGAGCGGUUUAAAAUUGGUAUCGGCGGCGGCUUGACAAAUGGCAACAACUCAGAAGUGGACGGCCUCCACUCCUAUCCUAGCAAACGCUUCAAGAAGCCAGACAAUGUAUCGCUUUUGGAGCACACGAGAUUACGAAAUAUUGCAAUAUCUCGUCGUAAAUUGGAUAUGCCUAUCGAUGAGGUUAUUGCUGCCAUACAUAGCUUAGAUUUGAAGAAACUUUCUCUGGAAAAUGUGGAGUUAUUGCAAAAAAUGGUGCCCACGGAUGUAGAGGUGAAAUCCUACAAGGAAUACAUUGCCGAGCGUAAAGAUCAAAACCAACUCACCGAAGAGGAUAAAUUCAUGUUGCAAUUGUCCCGUGUGGAGCGCAUUUCAUCUAAGCUCUCUAUUAUGAAUUAUAUGGGCAAUUUCUUCGACUGUCUGCACUUGAUCAGUCCACAAAUACUAGCCAUCACAACCGCUUCCAAUUCCCUGAAAAAAUCCCAAAAGUUUAAAGCCGUUCUAGAAAUCGUUCUAGCUUUCGGAAAUUACCUCAACAGUAGCAAACGUGGCCCCGCAUAUGGAUUUAAAUUGCAGUCACUCGAUACGCUAAUCGACACCAAGUCAACUGACAAACGCACGUCACUGUUGCACUACAUCGUGGCAACCAUAAGGCAAAAGUUCCCUGAGCUGCUCAAUUUCGAUACAGAGCUGUAUUGCACAGACAAAGCAUCGCAGGUAUCGCUUGAAAAUAUUGUAACGGACGUACAUGACCUUGAAAAGGGCAUGGAAUUGGUGAAGAAGGAGGCAGAACAACGAGUGAAAGGUGCACAAACUCAUAUCCUGCGAGAUUUCCUCAAUAACUCCGAGGAUAAGUUGAAGAAGAUCAAAAUGGAAUUGAAGAAUGCACAGGAUGCAUUCAAAGAAUGCGUUGAGUAUUUCGGGGAAUCAUCGCGUAACGCCGAUGCAGCAGCAUUCUUCGCGCUAAUAGUGCGCUUUACGCGAGCAUUUAAGAUCCACGACCAAGAAAACGAGCAACGCCGUCGUCUGGAACAGGCAGCUGCCCAGGCUGCAAACAAAAAAGAAAGCGACCAAGUAUUACUGCGCAACAAAAUGAACCAGAAGAAACAGCAGUUGCCCGGUUGUGGCUUCUCCUUACAGGACGCUGUCAUUAACGAGCUGAAGAGCAAAACGAAUUCGGUGCGGGAAAAAAAAUUGCUUCAACAAGACGAAGUCUACAACGGUGCUCUCGAGGACAUUUUGCUGGGGCUAAAGAGUGAACCAUACCGGCGAGCCGAUGCAGUGCGACGCAGCCAACGCAGGCGUAUCGAUAAUAACCGAUUAUCACGCACACUCGAAGAACUGGACGUCUAAAGCGAAGACUAAAAACUAUGAAAUUUUAGAAAACAGAAAUUACGUACUUUAUGUACAAUUGCAUUUACAGUUUUAUAAGCAAACAAUUUUUAGAAUCAUAUUGUAUUUUCCACGAUAGCAUAAAAUGCCGAGAGAAAACUGAAAUUAUUUGAUACAUUUUUCUAAAUAGAUGCAUAAAUGAAAUUAAACAGAAUUGCCGUACACAAGGGUAAAUACAUGUGUGCAUGUAAACUUUGGCAGAAUCCGGGCAUAAAUACAUACUACAGGCACAGAUGCAUAUGAACGAAACGAAAAAAUUAGAAAUGGUUAAAAUGCGAAAACAAUAUCUUGACUCAAUCACAUUCCUUUUAGUGUUAACAAAAUUGUGAAUUUCGAGUGUAUGUUUAAUGCAGGCGUUUGUUUGUUGAGCGUAGACAAGCUUUUCUUUUAAUUUGUUACGGAAUAGAAUUAACGAAAUGUUGAAAUCAACAGUUAUUUAUUUAUACGAAAUUAAUUAAAUAGUAAAGCAUGUGCAAACAAUUUAUACAUACAUAAAUAUUCUGGAGGAAUCUCUAUCUUUAUGACGCACAUCGGUUUUGAUAAAUUUAGCAUGUACUUUUUAUUUUGUAUACAUAAACUUUAUGUACUAUAUUAUGCCUUUACGAAUUUUUUUAUUCAUAUUUGUAUAUACUUUCGUAUAUAUUUUAUUGUUAACUAAUUUUCUAUUGUCUGUAAAUAUAUCGCAAUAAUUUAAUGUGUUACUGCACUGAAAAGGCACAAUCUUGUUUAUUUCUGUUACUUAUAAAAUUUUUAUAUUACAAUUUUUAGUUUUGUAGAUACAUGUAUGAAUAUUUCUCAAAUAUACUACGUAGUUUAAUAUGUGGUUUAAACCACUUCGUGCGAAUUACGAUGAAAAUAUGGUUACACAUACAUUUGUAUGUA